AUGCAGGCUGAGUUGGAUGCACUUGCCCUCAACAAUACUUGGUCCCUUGUGCCCCUUCCUAUUGGUUACAAAUCCAUCGAUUGCAAAUGGGUUUAUCGUAUUAAGUAUAACUCUUAUGGCACCAUUGAACGCUACAAAGCGCGUCUUGUUGCCAAAGGGUAUAUUCAGGUUAAAGGUGUGUAUUAUCUUGAAACCUUUUCUCCUACUGCUAAACUCACUACUCUCCCCUGCUUACUUGCCAUUGCCGCUUCUCGUAAUUGGUUUCUCCACCAUUUGGAUGUCCAAAACGCCUUCCUUCAUGGCGAUCUUGACGAAAAGGUUUAUGUGGUUCCUCCUCCCGGUCUUUGCCGACAGGGGGAGAACUUGUGGCUAAAGCUCUUAGAAAGAAACUUACUUCGGCAUCGGAGGGUCUUAGGCUGGUUCCACGCCGGUGCCAUAGACCUCACGAGCCUUGGCUUCCUUUGA
Prunus avium (sweet cherry) is the source of this 465-nucleotide messenger RNA. The record is from RefSeq and is a predicted model, not a curated record. NCBI's taxonomy places the organism in Eukaryota, Viridiplantae, Streptophyta, Magnoliopsida, Rosales, Rosaceae.